Molecule: messenger RNA, 2092 nt
Organism: Magallana angulata
Lineage: Eukaryota; Metazoa; Mollusca; Bivalvia; Ostreida; Ostreidae
Product: receptor-type tyrosine-protein phosphatase T-like
Exons: 16
Coding region: 9-1934 (641 amino acids)
Biological process (GO): protein dephosphorylation
Molecular function (GO): protein tyrosine phosphatase activity
Source: RefSeq, a predicted model, not a curated record
AAAAUACCAUGCCAAAUCUCACCAAUAUGUACCAGAAUGUGGAAAGGGAAAAUCAAAAUAGUUUUUCAAGUUCGAGGAAAGCAUCCAGCAAACGCGUGAGGAAAUUAGAAAAGACGACGGUCCAGAUUAUUGAAUUAAAAAAUGAUGAUAUAGACAUCGAUGAAAAAAUACACGAGGAGAAUCCUUAUGGAGAUUUUUAUGUAAACGAUGAAACUCUAUCGGAUAUUGCUGUAUCAAACUUUGAAAAAAUAAUCGAAGAAAAAUCCAAAAAUGACGACGAUGGUUUUAAGAAAGAGUAUGCGACAUUGGCUUAUGGAGAAAGGUAUCCCUGUGUAAUUGGAAAACUUCCCGAAAAUCUCACAAAGAACAGAUUCAAAACGACUUCUCCGUAUGACCAUUCGAGAGUUCAACUAAAGAAAAAGCAAUCAGAUUAUGUCAACGCAAAUUAUAUUGAUGGUCUUAAAGAAGACAACGUUUACAUCGCAACACAAGGACCUAAACAAAACACGGUGGCCGAUUUUUGGUGCAUGGUUUGGCAGGAACACAUUGAACAAAUCAUAAUGUUAACAAACGUCAUGGAAGGAAACACGGCAAAAUGUUUCCAGUACUGGCCAGCCCUAGAAACCUCUAUGGAUUGUGACAGUUUUACAUUAAUUACAACUGAUGAAAGACACUACGCGUACUAUGUUAUCCGUAAGCUGAAAAUGAUACACAAAAAGGACAACAAAUGUAGAACGGUCAACCAGUAUCAUUACACUUCCUGGCCGGAUCACGGCAUACCUGAACCGCUUUGUCUUUUAUUAUUCAACAACCACGUUACAAGAACCAAAAAUGCAACAAAGAAAAUCCAUGUGUUAGUACACUGCAGUGCUGGGAUCGGAAGGACAGGAACCUAUAUAGCUAUAGACGCCCUGUACGAAGAAUGUAAACAGAAGAAGAGGAUAAACAUUGCCGAUUAUGUAGAAAAAAUGCGAGAAAAAAGAAUGAAUAUGGUCCAGACAUACGAACAAUACAAGACAAUCUUCUUGACUCUUCAUGAAGCGAUUAAGGCGCCAGUUGCCGUUUAUGAUACAACAGAGUUCCUUUCAAAACUAAAGACUACGCACAAAGACAAACCAACUAAUGUUUCAUUACUUAGGAAAGAUUUCAAGAGACUUGUGUCAAUUUGCCCAAAAUACACGGAGAAAGAUUACAAAAUGGCGGCACAACACAAAGAUAUAUCGUCCACAAUCAAACCUCUUGACAAAUAUGUUUUGUUCCUGACGUCGUAUGUUCCAAAGCGCGGGACUUACAUCAACGCAAUAUCUCUGCCCUCUUUCACCAAUCCAACUGCGUUUAUAGUCACCCAUUUCCAGACAACAGAUAACGCCGUAGAUUUCCUGCGACUGAUCACUGAUCAUGACUCAAAAGUAGUCGUAUCCAUGGAACCGCUCUCCAGUGCUGAAUCUGAAAACAAAUGGAUGCCAUGUAUAACAUCUAGAUUAGAAACUAUAUAUCCGUUUAAAAUUCAACUACAGCAAGAACGUAUAACAGAAAUUAAAUGUUGCCAGGUUAAAAUAACGAAAAAAGCUAAUGGGGAUCAAACCUGGUCGGCUGACCUGAUAGAGCCAAUGUUUAGUCUCGACCCUGGUGACCCUCGGGCAAUUUCUCAAAUCGUGGGAUUGGUGUCGUUUGUACAGAACACAGAGACAGAGGGUCCGAUUAUUAUAAUCAGCAGGGAUGGAGCCGCUCUGUGUGGUGUUUUCUGUGCUGUAUACAACCUGAUACAACAAAUGACAAUGGACGAGGAGAUAGACGUGUUCUCUGUGGUCAGACUCCUACAAACACGACGUCCUGAACUGUGCUCAACUAUGGAGGAGUACAUAUUAAUCCACGAUGUUUUGAUGGAGUUUCUGCGGUCUGGAACGGAGGGACAUGUUUACUACAACCAAUGAAUCUGUAUUAUGAACUUUUUGUCUACUGAAUUCAGAGUUUUAUCAGAAACAUAGGUGUAUAAAACAUGGACAAACUAGUUCGCUAAUUGUUAUCAAACACUAAGCAAAUAAUUAUUAUCACUUUAACCAAUGUUUGUUUCAAUGUAAUAAAUAUAAUG